GAGGAGGGGGUGCGCGCGCGCGAGCACAGAAGCGCCGCGGGUAUGCGCGCAGCUCCCGCGGGCAGCGGCUGAGGCGGGCGGGGGGCUGCCGGGAGAACGGAGCGGCGCGGCUGAGGAUGGCGCCGGCGAGCGAGCGGCCGCCGCCGCGGGACGACGGGGGUCCCGCGGCCGCCUCCGGCCCUCCGAUGGAAGCGCGGCGGGAGAACGGCGGAGAGCGGUGCGCGGGAGACGAGAGCGCGGCCGUACCGCGGGCGGCGGCCGGGGGCGACGCGGCCGAGCCCCCCGAGGGCGGCUGGGGCUGGGUGGUGAUGCUGGCCGCCAUGUGGUGCAACGGCGCCGUCUUCGGCAUCCAGAACUCGUGCGGGGUCCUCUUCGUCUCCAUGCUGCAGCUCUUCGGCGGCGGGCAGGACAAGCAGAUGGCCUUUAAAACAGCAUGGGUGAGCUCACUGUCUAUGGGAAUGGUCUUCUUCUGCUCUCCAAUAGUCAGCAUAUUCACAGACCUGUUCGGUUGCCGAAAAGUUGCUGUUACUGGAGCUGCAUUAGGUUUUGUUGGACUCCUGUCAAGUUCUUUUGUAAGCACCAUUGAACCUCUGUACUUCACCUAUGGAAUAUUAUUUGCCUGUGGCUGCUCAUUUGCUUACCAGCCAUCUUUGGUCAUUCUUGGGCACUAUUUCAAGAAACGCCUUGGACUGGUAAAUGGCAUCGUGACUGCAGGAAGCAGCUUGUUCACUGUGUCUCUGCCCUUCCUCUUGAGAGUUCUGAUUGAUUCUGUUGGCCUGUUCAACACAUUACGGGUCCUGUGCAUCCUCAUGUUUAUUCUGUUUCUGGCUGGCUUUACGUACAAACCUCUUGUUUCCAACACCAAAGACGAAGGAGAAAAGAAGGGCAAGUUCAGAUUUCCUCCUGAAAAAAAGGUUUUCAAUUUCUCCGUUUUCAAAGUCAUGAGUUAUCGAAUCUGGGCUUUGGGGAUUCCUGCUGCACUUUUUGGAUACUUUGUGCCUUAUGUUCACUUGAUGAAACAUGUGGAAGACAGAUUUGGUGACAGUGUGCAAGAAGAAGUGCUUCUGCUGUGUCUGGGCGUUACUUCAGGAAUUGGCCGAUUGAUCUUUGGCAGAGUUGCAGAUUAUAUUCCUGGUGCAAAAAAAGUUUACUUACAGGUGGCAUCAUUCUUCUUUAUUGGCUUGAUGUCGAUGAUGAUUCCGGUGUGCCACGUCUUCGGAGGUCUCAUUGCUGUCUGUCUCUUCAUGGGCCUGUUUGAUGGGUGUUUCAUUUGCAUUAUGGCUCCUAUUGCCUUUGAGCUUGUUGGGGCUCAGGAUGUCUCCCAGGCCAUAGGAUUUCUCCUUGGACUCAUGUCAAUACCUAUGACAGUUGGUCCACCCAUUGCAGGUUUGCUUCGUGAUCGCCUCGGUACCUACGAUGUGGCAUUCUACCUGGCGGGAGUCCCCCCGCUUAUCGGCGGAGCGAUAUUGUGCAUCAUCCCCUGGGUCCAUGAACGACAUAAGUUGAAAGAAAGGGCAAAACCCGUUGAUGGAGAAACUACUGAGAAAAUGCUGGAAAAUGAAAGCACUUUGGUGUCAGAUGCUACGGAAAAGCCAGUCAAAGAAAUGGAAUCAGGUGUUUGAUGCUUUCUUUUCCUAUACAAGAUGGACUUUCUUCUACCAAAGCUACAUUUCUGCUUUUUGGCUGAAGAUACUACAUGAUACUAAAGAUGUUCUGAACUGCUGAAAUUGCAAAACUACUCUUUUAUACCGGAACUUCUUUUGAGGAGUCAUUGAGUUUGAUUUCAAGCCACAUUUUCAGAGUAUUUGAAGUUUUGCAGCAUUAGUGUGUACAUGCGUAGUGAUUCUGUGUGUGAAGAGAAUAUUUUUCUAAUUCAUCAGAAUGUAUUUCUUGGAAGUAUGGAAGCUGUGUUUGGUUCACUGACCCAGGACUCUUCAAUAACUUGUGUGCUCCACUCAAUGCAGGCACACCCAGGGGUGUUUUAUACUGGAACAUUUAGUAGCUCUUAAAACUGAUUUCAUUUUUGAAGUUUCUUGUGCUGUUUUACAGUCUUUCAGAAUUCUGUAUCAUGAUUCUAUUUAGUGGGGAAAUACUGGUGGUAGGUGGAUGGUUGGACAGGAUGAUCUUGAGGUCUUUUCCAAACUUGGUGAUUCUAUGAUUCUAUGAAUGUGAAUAUGCAUAUUUUAGAUCCCCUUCGCUCUCGCUGAAAUCAUUUAGCAUUACAAAGUUAAAUUAUUAAACAUCUGUUUUGUUUUCUCUAAAACCCCCAGAUGGCUCAGUUUAAUCAUUCACUUUUUGCAUUGAUUUCACCUUUUCACAGUAGCCUGAACAAAGAGAUGACAUUUUGGAUGGAACCAGGUUUUGGAUAUGCACAAACUGAGCUUAGAAUGCAAACGCAUUUGGAAGUACAGCUGCUGAAUUACAGAUUCUUGAUACUUUUUGGUAACACAAUGCUAUUGAUGUGUAUAUUAUGUUUUCACCUAAGCGUCAAGAUUCCUGAUGGUGGUUUUGAAAUUGUACUGACAGCAAUACUUCAGAGCAGGAUUGUGAAUUAGCCUAAAUUUCAAAUUAUCCUGUUGUUCCCUUCAGGUUUUUGUUUUUUUCCCCUUAAAACUGAGACAGCUUUAAAAAUACAUCCUAAGUGCAAUAAUAUGAAAUCGUUCUUGACGCGUGGAAAUAAAGGGGAGCUAUUAAAACAACGCUCAACAAGAUAUUUGCACUAAGUGAACAUGCAGCUUUAUUUUAGGUCUUCGCAGCUCUGUAUUCAGACAUAAAGAAAUGUCUUUGCACGUCCUAUUGGUUGCUUAUCAUACUAUAGUAUGUCCCGAUUGCUUAUGUCUUCUUAGGUAUUAUGUACUGUUUGUCAGGCGUGUAUUUCUGGAUAUCUCCUCUGAAAAAUAUUUGAAAACAUGAUACUUUCAGAUGAAAACAAGACAGUUUAUCUUAAAAACACUUCCAAGCGUGUUGCUUAUCAGUGGGUGUGGAUGAACAGUGCAGUGGGAAUGCCUGAAUAUUCUUUACGUCGUGUGCAUUGAGCAUUUCUGUAGUCUUCAGGAGUGGCAUAGCAGAGAGUAAACUGAAUGCGAUCUAAAGACAAAGCGCACCCUGAAAUGCACUUUUAAUAAGUGGCAGUGCCUGCUCUUUAUGUGAACCACAGAGGGAUACUGUUUUAAAAUUAUAUCACUUGAUGUCUCCUCUACUUCUGUUGUUUCUCCGUUUUUCAGCAUUGUAGUAAACUGCCAAGAAAGCCCACGAGUGCUUGUGAUCUGAAACACUCUAUUAGCAGUGCUAUUACUUGAAACGUUUACAUCUGUCAGCUUAAAGAAGUCUUCAAUGGAAUCACACAGAGCAUCCCAACUAUCGAAGACCAGCACUGAUAGUUUGUAUUGUAGAAUUUCAGUUCUUGUCUCAUGGAAUGUUGGAAGGAAUUGGAUUUUACAAAGUUAAUGGAGUAGAUCAGCGGGACUUAGAGGUGGAAAACAAUCCUUACAGCAGCUGUCCCUUUGGGUUCGCUGGGACUCGUGCUUCUCCAUGUCCCAAGUGCUCCUGAGAAUUUCAUUGAAACCUUAAUAGCAUUGCUAAUUAAAGCAAGUACCAAAUGCUGCCUUUAGUACAGAAGCGAUAACAGCAGCUCAUGCUGUUCCAGUCUGGCCUAUCUCUGCAGAUCAGUAUUACCGCGUGUGUGGGCCGUGCACUGGAUUCUGCUGAUUGAGUAUGAUUAAAAACCUCUCGUUUCCUUUUGCUUUACGACAAAUGAAUAUUCACUGUGAGUCUUACACUUCAUGUGUUGUAGCCUUGGGAGUUUUUAACAACACUAAGGCUGCUUUUUAGCAUUAAUGUGACUUGAAACUGUCAUGAUGAGACAUCUUGAUGUAAUUGUAGCCAGGAGAGGAUAUAAAGCAAAUGUUGUUAAGAUUUUUAAAUGAUACCGAAGGAAUGUAACACUAAUAUGGAUUAAUUAUUGUUAGACCCUUUAGAAACGUAUCCAUACAUAAAAAUUCAAAUGUUCAUAUUUGAGUAACUAAAUACGUGAAUUAUCUUCUCCAAAUCAACUGCAUUUAAAAACAAAACAAAACAAAAA
Tympanuchus pallidicinctus (lesser prairie-chicken) is the source of this 4081-nucleotide messenger RNA. RefSeq names its product solute carrier family 16 member 10 (gene SLC16A10). Gene Ontology annotation, biological process: transmembrane transport. Gene Ontology annotation, molecular function: monocarboxylic acid transmembrane transporter activity. Bases 117 to 1622 code for a protein of 501 amino acids. Lineage: Eukaryota; Metazoa; Chordata; Aves; Galliformes; Phasianidae. The transcript is spliced from 6 exons. The record is from RefSeq and is a predicted model, not a curated record.